This is a messenger RNA of Trematomus bernacchii (emerald rockcod), 2129 nucleotides long. It is a transcript of the gene dctn2, whose product is annotated as dynactin 2 (p50). NCBI's taxonomy places the organism in Eukaryota, Metazoa, Chordata, Actinopteri, Perciformes, Nototheniidae. The record is from RefSeq and is a predicted model, not a curated record. The coding region runs from base 190 to 1419 and encodes 409 amino acids. The transcript is spliced from 16 exons. Gene Ontology annotation, biological process: mitotic spindle organization. Gene Ontology annotation, cellular component: centrosome; dynactin complex; cytoplasm.
CGCACACGCUGUCAUCUCAAACUAGUGACCACAUCAGCUCGGAAACCUCCGCCGGCUGAGAGACUGCUGGCUCAUCUAUCGUUAGCUUUUGUUACAAUUAGAUUAGUUUAAUCUAUAAUAGACAAUAAUUAAGUAGAAUUAUUACAUUCUAUAGUUGUUUGUUGACCUCGUCUUUGCAUCCCGCUUACAAUGGCUGAUCCUAAAUACGCAAACUUGCCAGGAAUUGCCUUUAAUGAACCGGACGUGUACGAGACCGGUGACCUACCAGAAGAUGACCAGGCUCAGUUUGAGUCGCUUGUACAAGAGCUGGAGGAGCUCUGCAGUGACAGUGUGGAGAGGAUUGUGGUCAACCCCAACGCAGCCUAUGACAAGUUCAAGGACAAGCAUGUCAACGCCAAGGGGCUCGACUUCUCAGACAGAAUCAGUAGGAGCAGAAGAGUGGGCUAUGAGUCAGGAGAAUUUGAAAUUCUUGGAGAGGGCUGUGGAGUGAAGGAGACACCUCAGCAGAAGUACCAGCGUCUGGUCAACGAGAUCCAGGAACUCACUCAGGAGGUGGACACCAUUCAGGCUGCCACAAAGGAUAGCAAUGCGGAGGAGCGCCUGACCCCGGUGGUCCUCGCCCAGCAGGCAGCGCAGCUCAAACAGCAGCUGGUUUCUGCCCACCUGGACUCACUGCUGGGACCACAGGCACACAUCAACCUGGCUGACCCUGAUGGAGCGCUGGCCAGGCGUCUGCUCACCCAGCUGGAAGUGGCCAAGGGCAGCCGUGGCAGCUCUGCAGGAGACAGCAAGCCCACGGCCUCAGCGAAGGGCCCAGAUGGAGUGGUUCUGUACGAGCUGCACAGCAGACCGGAGCAGGAGAAAUUCAACGAGUCUGCCAAGAUGGCGGAACUGGAGAAGCGUCUAGCUGAGCUGGAAAUGGCUGUUGGCUCAGGAUCAGACAAGCAGGGACCUCUGAGUGCUGGCGUACAAGGAGGCAGUUUGAUGGACACCAUAGAGCUGCUGCAGGCGAGGGUCAGCGCUCUGGACUCUGCUACUCUGGAUCAAGUGGAGGCCAGACUGCAGAGUGUCCUCGGGAAGAUGAAUGAGAUCGCUAAACACAAGGCUGCCAUUGAAGACGCUGAGACACAAAACAAGGUGUCGCAGCUUUACGACGUGGUGCAGAAGUGGGACGCCAUGUCCACCUCCGUCCCUCAGGUGGUGCAGAGGCUGGUCGCUGUCAAGGAGCUGCAUGAGCAAGCUAUGCAGUUUGGCCAGCUGCUGACCCACCUGGACACCACUCAGCAGAUGAUCAACAACUCUCUGAAGGACAAUAACACUCUGCUAACACAGGUUCAACAGACAAUGAAGGAGAAUCUGGGGGCUGUAGAAGAGAACUUUUCUGCACUAGAUGAGAGGAUGAAGAAGCUCUCCAAAUAAAUGGCGGCAUGGUUCAGACCAGUCCAGGAGAAGAGUGUAGAACAUGGACAAAUAUGAGCUGGCUGCAGAGCACCGAGGGGGAUUCAACUCUCCGGCCAUCCCUCUCAUGCUCUCUACUUUGCCUUUUUUUCACUGAGAGGAAUGUUGGAAAAGAUGGAAUAACAAAAAAAAAAAAAGGAGACCAAAUGUUCGUGUCCACCCUCCUUCUUCUUCCUUUCAUCAAAUUGAUAUAAAAUGAAAACACAUCUGUCCACUCUAUACAUGCCACUGAUUGCAGUCCCCUGUUUAGCUUAUUGAGUUUUAGGGUUGUUUUUAUAAUUAUUAGUAUUAAACUUAAGAAAUUUCUCUAUUCCUUUCAAAACGUCUCACCCUAUUGCCGAAUUGUACUUUAAACUUUGCUCAAAUUAAAUAGAUCACAGUUUUGGUGGGUUGAUGGAUGACACUUGUAAGGUGUUUCGAACUGUAUAGAAAGUGUGGUAGCUGGAGCGCCUUUGUGCGAGGGUCAGGGCCAAGUCAGGGAAGGACAGCUUGUAAAUAUGCCUGUGUACCUUAUUGUUUCUUCACACUCAGUCGCUUGUAACUAUAUUAUUAUGACUGAGACCAGACACCACGGACAAACUUUGAAUCUGCUUUGUCAUUGCCUACAAGUCAACUGUAUUGUACAUCUGUGGUCAUGGAAACGGAUCAAUAAAUAAAACUAAGUGCGAUAA